AUGCCAAAGUCGAAGCGCGCUAAAAUUGUCUCGCUCACGAAGACUCAGGCAAAGACGCGCGCAGACAAAGACAAACUGAUUGAACGCAUCCGCCAAGCCCUGGAGGACUACACUGAUGUGUACACUUUUCAGCUCCACAACAUCCGCACUAACAUACUGCAGCUGAUUCGCGAGGAGCGUGCCGAAGACAGCCGCAUCUUCCUAGGAAACAACAAACUUAUGAUGAUCGCCAUCGGCCGCGAUGAGAAGAGUGCGCAGAAAGAGAACUUGCACAAGCUGUCACCGUUUCUGACUGGAUUGUGUGGGUUGUUCUUCACAAACCUCAGCAAGAAGGAGGUAAAGGAGUACUUCGCGACUGUUGGUGCGCCAGUCUACGCUCGCACUGGGCAGACAGCAACUGAAUCGCUCCUGCUCAAGGCAGGUCCGCUGCCGCAGUUUCCGCACAGCAUGUUUGACCACCUCGCCAAGCUUGGUCUUCCUAUCAAGUUGGACCGUGGGGUUAUUGUGCUGCUACAAGAUACCACCGUGUGCGAGCCGGGUGAUACGCUUAGCGCGGAGGCCGCUCAGCUUUUGAAGCUCUUUGGGGUGGAGUGUGCUGAGUUCAAGAUUGACCUGACAGCGCACUGGACAAACGGCGUGGCGAAGAAAGUGAUUCAUAGCGCGUCAAGUAAACGUCAAAAGUAG
Molecule: messenger RNA, 684 nt
Organism: Leishmania braziliensis MHOM/BR/75/M2904
Lineage: Eukaryota; Euglenozoa; Kinetoplastea; Trypanosomatida; Trypanosomatidae
Product: putative 60S acidic ribosomal protein
Exons: 1
Coding region: 1-684 (227 amino acids)
Biological process (GO): nuclear-transcribed mRNA catabolic process; ribosomal large subunit biogenesis; ribosomal large subunit assembly
Cellular component (GO): nucleolus; preribosome, large subunit precursor
Molecular function (GO): RNA binding
Source: RefSeq, a predicted model, not a curated record